Messenger RNA from Loa loa (African eye worm), 1590 nucleotides. RefSeq lists its product as hypothetical. The coding region runs from base 1 to 1590 and encodes 529 amino acids. Lineage: Eukaryota; Metazoa; Nematoda; Chromadorea; Rhabditida; Onchocercidae. Gene Ontology annotation, molecular function: CoA-ligase activity. The record is from RefSeq and is a predicted model, not a curated record. The transcript is spliced from 12 exons.
AUGCCGAUAAAAUCCGAACUUACAGAUGUUGAUGUUCCUUGCGUAUCUUUCCAUGAAAUGAUUUUUUCCGAAAUACGGCGAUAUAGCAAUGAAGUAGCAUUGAUAAACAACAGUACGGAUGAAAUGUUUACGUUUGAGGAUAUUCUACUCAAAACAAAAUAUAUAGCAAAUUCAUUACUUGCAAUGGGAAUAGAAAAAGGCGAGCCGAUAAUUCUAUGCGUGCCAAAUUGUCCAGAGUUUGUAUGGCUAUUUUUGGGAAUAUCGCUUGCUGGUGGCAUUGUAUGUCCAUUACAUCCGAGCUUCUCAAAAGACGAAAUGCGUUGGCAAAUAAUGGAUUCGACGUCGAGGUUCGCUUUCGUCGUACCGGAUGCAUUAGAUAACGUAUCGGCGGUAUUCAACGAGUUGAGCAUCGAUCAUAGGGUAAUUUGCAUUGGUAAUCGCCAGGUAUCUAAGGGAUUCCCAAUCCUGAAUGAUUUAGCCUUGACAGCAGCUCGUUGUUCUUCGACAUAUCCAGAAAUGACGCCUGAAGAGGACAUUGUCUUCUUACCCUAUUCAACAGGAACAAGUGGACCACGAAAGGGAGUCGCCAUAACGCAUUUUGUCCUCAAUGGUAUGCUGAAAACGUUCAACAAUAAGGAGGCUUACGAUUUACCAAGUCGUGGUGAGUUUAUUCUUUCCAGUGCUCUAUUUCAUGAUACUUUCGGACGUGAUGUGCUCUUUUCGUCGUUAUCAAACGGUGCAACAGUGGUUACAUUGAAAGAUGAAGUGGAAACAUUAGCAAAAUGCAUUCAUGUAUACAAGGUCAAAAUAUUAUUUGUCAGUCCCACUACACUCAGGCAUCUUUGCGAUACAGAUAUAAUUAAUCGUUAUCCAUAUUAUCACCUGAAAACUGUUGUAAUCGGAACGGAAGCGAUUGGCGAAGAUACGAUAAAGCGUGCCUACCGUUGCUUACCAUCUGUUAAGCAUUUCAGUGCAGUUUACGAAAUGACUGAAGCAGGAGUAAUCUGCAGGACAACCAAACUUUCUCCUUUCAUAUCUCGCUCAUGUGGAACACUCUGUGCUGGCUUAAGCAUGAUGGUGAUAGAUAUGGUAAGUGGAGCUGAAGUUGGCAUGAAUGAACAAGGCCUCAUUCUGCUCCGAGGACAAACUGUGGUAUCACCUUACUGGAAGAAUGACAAAGCUACGUUUGAAGAUUUUGAACGAAAUGGUUGGAGAAAUACUGGUGAUAUUGGGUUUUAUGAUAAACACGGUAAUGUCUUUCUCGUUGAUCGAGAGAAGCAAAUGAUUAAGGUUGAUGGUUUUCAGGUGACACCACAAGAGCUGGAAUCUAUCCUGUUGACUCAUCCGUCCAUUGCUGAAGCAGCCAUUGUACCAGCGACAAAAGUAAAUCAACAAGAAAUACCGGUAGCUUUCGUGGUGCUGAAACCCCGUAUGCCCGCUACUGCUGAACAGAUUAAGGAGUUUGUUAAUGAACGUGUUAUGCGUUAUAAACAGGUGGAUGUUGUCGUGAUAGCGAUGACACUACCUCGAUCACCAGGUGGUAAAAUACUUUGGCGAUUGUUACGCGAGGCUGCUAACAGAUACACAUAA